GCGAUUAAUCGACUUGACAGCACUAAUAAAACUAUCAUUACUUUUUUUUUUCCAUGAUUUUGGGUUGAAAUGUGACUUUGAUAAGGUUUCUAUAAUGCAUGUGCAAAAGCGAACUCAAACUUCCCUCGCUAGGCUCUGUUUGCUAUCAUCAUGUGUUCACAACAGGCAGCUGACUUCUCCCGUCACCCAGGGCUGCUGUUAACAGCACAGUUCACACGUUCGGUGUGUGAAGCUGUUGGUAUCACGCAGAGGGCAUUAGGUCGCACAGAACACACAUCCUGCCAGCUGUGUCAGAUGCUUCCUGUUUGUCUCUCUCAACAGAUGAAGAGCGACCGAUCUGUUCAUCACACAUGCUAAGAAAAAAUUAUAAACAUAUAUUUACAUGAUAUUUUUAAAAAGAAUAUUAUAUAUCUAUAAUGUAAAUAUAUUGCUAUGUGAGCAAUAAACUAUUAAUGUGUUUCUCAAAAGUUAAUUUUCUAAGUAAGAUAUUUCAGUUUGUACCUCUAGUGAGCUGAGUGUCUAUGAGUAGCUAUAGCAACAGACUACUAGGGCUUUUGUUUACCUUAGCAACCACAGAGUCACUGGAGAGACUGACGGUGAUUAGCUUGCUAGCUGCAGCUUUCUAACAAGAAAAAUAAAUACAAAUUACUCAAAUAUUAAUUUCAAUUCUUUUGUAAAUAUAUAUUUGUCAGUGAAUAGAGAUGGACUCUGAUUCUUUGCAUUACUCUUUGGAUUUAACUGCUGGUAAUGGUUUGACUCUGAGCAGCGAGCAGAGAGCUGCUCUUCAAACCUCUCUGGUCAUACUGAAGAGAAGUUACAAAUUCAGCCGGGUUUUAUUUUGGGGAAAGAUUUUGGGGUUAAAAUGUGACUAUUUUAUUGCUCAAGGUGUUGAAGAGGAUGAAAUGAAGGGAAAAAAGUCUUUGUACAGUUUAAACUGCUUAGAUUGGUACCUGCUGCCAAAAGCCACUGAGUCCAUGACUGCAGACGUGGCAUUAGCCGCACAGGGGCGAUUCACGGGCGACCCGUCCCAUGAGUACGAGCACACAGAGACACGCACUGAGGGAGAGGGGGACGAAGCCACGGAGGUAGAGGUCACGGUGAAAGUGAAUGAGGCGAGUCGAUUGGCCACGACCGUGUCAAACAUCGAUAGAGAUGUGUCUGUAGUGCCACGCGGUGCAUUUACAAAGAGUCCCAGUGGCAAAGUGCAGAUGAACCGAAGCUUUGGAGGUCUACAUCCCACUGAAGCUGCGAAACUUCGCAACUACCUGCACUUUCGUGAACCGGUUAACCUGAAAAAGAAGUCCAUCUUAGAAAUGUCUGAUCUGAACCCCGCUCUCGACUUCCUAGAUCCUUUGAGUGAGGACAUUCCCAAAGGGUCAUGGAGCCUGCAGCUUGAGCGGGGCGGCACUGUGUGUGUAUUACGCAGUUUGCUCUGGUUGGGUCUCACCUCCUUCCAUGUUCCUCAGACCCCUCAGCAUGGGUACAUCUACAUGGGAGAUGGACUUAUAAACCUGGACCUGCCCUUCAUGUUAUAGCAGCCAAACUAUCUCCUUGUUUUUGGUGCCACAUUUUAAAGACAGCACAAGUUAUUGUGUAAUCAACUCUGUGGCCUUACAUUCACUGUAAUUUUCUUUCAGUCAAGAAAACAUAAACACGUCAACAUGUUUGGAAA
Molecule: messenger RNA, 1672 nt
Organism: Pimephales promelas (fathead minnow)
Lineage: Eukaryota; Metazoa; Chordata; Actinopteri; Cypriniformes; Leuciscidae
Gene: rsph9
Product: radial spoke head component 9
Biological process (GO): cilium movement involved in cell motility; axoneme assembly; motile cilium assembly
Cellular component (GO): axoneme; radial spoke
Source: RefSeq, a predicted model, not a curated record